AUGGUUUCGACGGGGAUUAGAGACGUGUUAGCCUCGAUAGCAUCGAUUUGCACGGUUUUACAAUUUUUAGCCGGCGUGCUGGUGUGCAGAAAGAUCAUUAAAAAUGGCACGACGGGAAAUAGUUCAGCUUUGGCAUUUGUAACAUGUUAUACAUCAUGUGUCUUGUGGAUGAAAUAUGGUUUGCUUAUCGAAGAUCAGUUUAUAUUGUUAGUGAAUGUUUUUGGAACAAUACUCCAGGCUUCUUAUGUUUGCAUAUUCAUUUUGUACAGUGUAAAAAAGUUCAAAACAGUCAAGCAAAUGAUUGUAGCAACUUGCUUUCUUGGAGCUGUAUACUUUUAUAGCUUUUAUGAGGAGGAUAAAGCAUUAGCUGCAAAGUAUAUUGGUUUUCUUAGCUGUGCAGUAACAGUAUUAUUUUUUGCAUCUCCUUUAAUGUUACUGGCACAUGUGAUAAAGGUUAAAAGUACAGAAAGUUUGCCAUUUCCCAUUAUCAUGGCUUCUUUAAUAGUUUCUUGUCAGUGGUUUGCUUAUGGUUGCCUUCUUAAUGAUCGUUUUAUACAAAUACCAAACUUUUUAGGUUGUGUAUUGUCUGCAUUUCAACUCUGUUUUUUUUUAAUUUAUCGAAACGACCAAUGCAGAGAGUCUCAUUUAAUAUAA
Messenger RNA from Habropoda laboriosa, 654 nucleotides. RefSeq names its product sugar transporter SWEET1 (gene slv). Gene Ontology annotation, cellular component: membrane. Gene Ontology annotation, molecular function: sugar transmembrane transporter activity. The transcript is spliced from 4 exons. Gene Ontology annotation, biological process: carbohydrate transport. NCBI's taxonomy places the organism in Eukaryota, Metazoa, Arthropoda, Insecta, Hymenoptera, Apidae. The coding region runs from base 1 to 654 and encodes 217 amino acids. The record is from RefSeq and is a predicted model, not a curated record.